AUGGCAAAAGCUAUCCAAGAAGUUGUAAACGGAGCGAUAAGGUUCAAAACUGCAGCUAAAUCAUACAAUGUUCCUCGAUCAACAUUGCAACGCCGAAUUAAAGCUUUUAAAUGGAAUGAAAUUUGGCGAAAUGAAGAAACGAAACUACAUAAACAUCGAGUAAAUACUUGGGACGAAAGACCCCAAUUCCAAUCAAGAGAGGACCAAUGCUCACUAACAAAACUAAGAAUCGGACACACAACUUUUUCUCAUGGUUACCUUCUCAACAAAGAAGACCCAAAAAGUUGUCCAGCAUGCAUUGAAAGAGCCUCAGUUUAG
Messenger RNA from Cotesia congregata, 318 nucleotides. NCBI's taxonomy places the organism in Eukaryota, Metazoa, Arthropoda, Insecta, Hymenoptera, Braconidae. The record is from the annotation of a GenBank genome assembly.